GCGGUGGCGGGGCCCGCACGUCGGGGCGGCGCGGCGGUGACCGGAGUGGGGGUGAUCGGUGUGGCUGUGGUCAGCGUGACCGUGGUCAGUGUGACGGUGGUCAGUGUGACUGGCUGUGAUCGGUGUGGCGCUGGUCAGUGUGGCUGGUGGUGGUCAGUGUGGGGGUGAUCGGUGUGGCGGUAGUCGGUGAGUCUGGUGGUCGGUGUGGCGGUGAUCAGUGUGGCUGGCGGUGUUCGCAGUGGCGGUGUUCGGUGGGGCAGUGAUCGGUGGGGCAGUGAUCGGUGGGGCAGUGAUCGGUGGGGCAGUGAUCGGUGUGCCGGUGUCCGGAGUGCCGGUGACCGGAGUGCCAGUGUUUGGUGUGGCAGUGGUCGGAGUGGCAGUGGUCGGAGUGGCGGUGUUCGGAGUGCCGGUGUUCGGAGUGCCGGUGAUGGGCGGCACGGCGCUGUCGGGAGCGCUGUGGCUGGGGCUGCUGUGGGCCGGGAGCGGGGCCGGGGGCAGCUGCCAGGGAAAGUGCUGCCAGGGCCGGGAUGCCACCUGCGUCGGCGAGGGAUGGAGGGCGGGAGGUGGCUACGGGACCUGCUACUGCGACGAAGGCUGCCUGCGAGCCGGGGACUGCUGCCACGACCACGGCCAGGCGUGCCCGGCGAUUCCCUGUGUUGUGGGGGAGUGGAGUCAUUGGAGUGGCUGUGCAGAACAAUGUCAUCCCGGGCUGCGGAUCCGUAGGCGCUAUGUUCAGCAGGAACCUAAAAAUGGUGGGGAGCCGUGUCCAGCUCUGGAGGAGAAGGCUGGCUGCCUGGAAUACCUGACUUACCAGGGGGAAGACUGUGGCCAUGAACAUGUCCCUGCUUUCAUAACUACCUCUGAAUAUGCUAAAGAAAGAAAAAGACGAGCAGCAUCUUCUCUCUGGCCUUCAGACAAAGAAGCACCUGGGUACUGUGUGGAGUUCAGGACAGAGUCCCUCUCCCAGCACUGUGCCCUGGAGACGCGUCCGUACGCGCGCUGGAUGCAGUACCUGCGCGAGGGACACACCGUGUGCGUCGCCUGCCAGCCCCCGGCCAUGAGCACGGCCACACAGCGCUGCUCCGGAGAUGGCCACAACGCACACGGAGAUAAAAUCUUACACUGGGAAGCAAUUGGCAACUCUCAGUGCCAAGGAACCUGGAAGAAGAUCCGGCAACUGGAACACUGUUCCUGUCCCCUAGUGCACAGUUUUAUUUUUACAUGAAAGUUUAAAAGAUCUUUAAAAUGGCAACAAAAAGAAGAAGAAAAUUAACCAAUGCCAAGAAACCUACAUAUUUCUGCUGCAUUUUCAGGAGCCUUAACAAAUUUUAAAUGACUCGGAACUUUGGCAGAAGCAUUUCAGGAAAUUCUCUCUGCCUUAAUACGAAAUGCAAAGACUGAUCUCUGUAUUAGAACACUAGAAACAUAUUUCCAUGUUUCUCUUUUGUAAUUAAAGAGCUAAUGUUUCUAACCACAGUAGUUGCUUUUCCUGAAGUUCUCCAUCUUUACUGGCCACAGCCCGAUCUUACAGGUAUUGCUGCUACUCAGUAGUGAGCCAGCCAACUACUUUCAAAUCUGAGAAUAGUUACUGUCAACAUUUAAGAGCAAGAGUGAAUAAAAAUGAAGUUUUUGAGAGCUAAAACAAAUUUCAUUUUAGAUCCUUUGUUCCUCUGCAGUAUCAUCUAAACAAUUUUCUAUACUACAACUGCACAAAUAUUCUUACUCUACAGUGCAGUUUUUACCUUCAGCUGCCUUCACACAGACCUAUAUCUAGUCAGCAUUAUUAAGGAAAUUGUUUCCUCAGAACUUCAUGUCAAUAAUACACAAUACAACUUUUUUUGGCAGAUGAAUCUAGACAAGACUUUGGGACUAAGGUCUUGGCUAAGAGUAAAAAAUUUAAUUAUUACUAGUUAAAAAUGCUCAUCUACAACAAUUAACAUAAGAACCUGCAACAUCUGACCAAUGGCAAGGCUGCUAUGCCGGUUGAGAAUAUUUCCUGUUAAGACAGGCAGCAUCUCCAUGCAACAUAAGACUUCCUGGAAGAAACCACAGCAUCUCUUGGCAGAAAUGAGGAAUGUGAUUUGCUUGAAAUUCUGUCCACAAUAAGUGUGUUGUGAAGCAAACCUUUGAACUGUAUUUCCCCAUUUUAUUGUAAUGAAAGCAGGCCUCCAAAACAGAAAGCAGAGAUUAUUUUAAUAGCUUCUGAACAUUUCAGACUUCAAGAAUAUAUGUUUUCCUUUUUAAUGGGGAAAAAUUAUCUCAGAAAACUUUGUUUUAUUAUAACCAAUUCAGAGAGGUACUUUACCUUGUAAGAUCCUUGGAAAAUAAAAACCUUUGCCAAGAAAAAAGGGUAGAGAAAGCAUCUGAAUUCAAGGGAUUUAAUUUUUAAAAGAAUGCUGUAUUAUGUUAGUUGAAGUCACUAGAUCCACACCAGUAUGACAGUGGAAAGUAUGAGUUUUCUGAGAUUGUGGAAAUAUCUUCCAAACGGCACAAGCUAGUGCCAUCAUCCAUCUGUUCCAAUCUCCCAUGAGCAGGAGAGUUGCAGAGGCCAGCAGAGACCCUGACAGUAAUCCCCAUCAAAGUGAAUUGUUGUUACUGGCAGUGUAGACUCAUUAUUGAGCCCCACUUUGGCCAUGAUUCUUUGAGCUUUCCCAUUCCUGCUGGUCUGGAAGAAGUCACUUGUCAAGACAAGGUAGGUGGCACAAGCUAACCAAGAGAUGCUAAGUGCCUGUAUAAGUGUUCCUUUCCAUGUAGAAAACCCCAAAAAAACCAAACCAAUCUCUUUAUUACUUACAACUACAACAUUAUAUGAAUGCACACAUUCUUAACUGCAGGAAAAAAACCCA
Molecule: messenger RNA, 2846 nt
Organism: Catharus ustulatus (Swainson's thrush)
Lineage: Eukaryota; Metazoa; Chordata; Aves; Passeriformes; Turdidae
Gene: SBSPON
Product: somatomedin B and thrombospondin type 1 domain containing
Exons: 5
Coding region: 428-1225 (265 amino acids)
Source: RefSeq, a predicted model, not a curated record